Molecule: messenger RNA, 2264 nt
Organism: Gloeophyllum trabeum ATCC 11539
Lineage: Eukaryota; Fungi; Basidiomycota; Agaricomycetes; Gloeophyllales; Gloeophyllaceae
Exons: 8
Coding region: 229-1902 (557 amino acids)
Molecular function (GO): protein binding
Source: RefSeq, a predicted model, not a curated record
CGCCGCGUGAGUCCCGCAGACUGCGUCUCCUCCGCCCUCUCUUCCGCUCAUUCUUUCCUUUUCGUUUUCUUUUCUAGCUGUUUUAUCUAGAAACAUUUCUUAUUGUCAAGACCAGUCUUUCAUAUUUGCGUCCGGCACGCUGCCUUUGACAACGCCCGACAUCUCUCUGCACUCGCUCUGUUACUGCGGAACCGAUAAUCCACUACAACUACCAAUACCACUGCAAGCAUGUCUUUGAAAGCCGAGCUCGAGACCUGGGCCGCUGCCCUGAAGGCGUACGACGAGGAGGACUUUGAGAAGGCCUUGGACCUCUUUUCGCGCAUCGCGGACUCGUCCAAGAUCCUCACAAACAUGGGUCUCAUCUACGCGACCCUCGGCGAGCACGAAGCCGCCGUCGAGCAAUUCAUCGCCGCCACUCAACUUGACCAAUAUCUAGCCGUUGCAUACUUCCAAUGCGGCGUCUCCAACUUCCUCCUGGGUCGCUACGACCUCGCCUUCAAGGACUUCGAAGAAGCCCUCCUCUUCCUCCGGGGCAACCAAGCCAUCAACUACGAGCAAAUCGGCCUGAAAUUUAAGCUCUACUCCGCCGAGGUCCUCUUCAACAAGGGCCUCGCGCAGAUCUACAUGGGCCGUGUCGCAGAGGGGCUGCAGGACAUGGAGGAAGCCAGGCGGGAGAAGGCGACGGAGGAGCACAGCGUGAUCGACGACGCGAUCCAGGAUCGCGGCGAGGGGUACACGGUGUUUAGUAUCCCCGUGGGCGUCCUGUACCGACCGAGCGAGAACAAGCUCAAGAAUGCCAAGGCCAAGGAUUACAUGGGCAAAGCGAAACUCGUGGCAGCGAGCGACGCAAACGACGCAUUCACCGAGUUCAGCGGCAUCGCGCGCCUGCGGCAGGGCAUCACGCCGACGGGCGUCCUCGUGGACACGCCCCCGAGCCUCGACCGCAGCGUGACCGUGCCCAACCUCCCUCCCAAACGCGAAGACGAUAUGCCCCGCCCGACGAACCUCAGCCGCUCCAAGACGACGAUCCAGGUCGACCCGAACGCGCGCGACCGCAUCGCCGGCCUGCGCCCCGGCGGCGCCCCGUCGCCCACCGGCGCGCCCGCGCCCGCGCCUGCGCCUGCGCCCCUGGGGCGCAGCAACACCAUGGGCACGCGCCCCGGUAUCGGCGGCGCGGGCCCCGCGCGCGCGCUCAGCGUGAAGAAGCCGCAGGCGGCUGCCAGCCCGCGCAGCCCCGAGGAGGGUGCGCCGUCGCCGCCCGCGAAGGGCGCCGCGGCCGGGGGCGGCGGGCGGCUGACGGAGUUCUACGACGAUUAUAUUGAUUCGUACGGCGGGGAGGAGGCGCCGCCGCCGCCGCCGCCGCUGCCGGCGGGCCCUGAGCGCGUCGCGGCGUGGGCGAGGAAUAAUGCGAACCCGACGAACCCGCCGCCUGCGGCGCCGAGCAGGAUGGCGAGCACGCGCGGCCCGCCGCCGAGUGCGUAUGCGGCAAGCUCGUAUGGGAGCAGCUCGGGGGGCCUGAGGAGGAAGGUGACGAGGCGGGGGACGACGAGGAGUCGGGCGCCCAGUCAGUAUACGUAUGAGGAAGAGGAGGAGGGGUACGUUAGUGGUGACUAUGAGGAUGGGCCGUUUGAGCUGGUCAAGAUUAGGGUCAAGCUCCAUUACCAAGAUGACGUCCGCGGCAUGGCGCUCACGCCCGAGACGCCGUUCGACGAGUUCAUGGACCGCGUCUGCCAGAAGUUCGGCAAGGCGAUGGGCGGCCUGGGGAUGAAGUUCAAGGACGAGGACGGCGGGAAGGUGUCCCUCCGGGACGACAGCGACUACGAGCUCGCGAUCGAGACGGCGCGCGAGAGCGCAAAGGGCAAGCCGGAGGGGAAGCUGGAGAUCUGGUGUACCGACGUGUGAAGCGCUCUUAUACGACGAUGGUCAUUCGCUUGCCUGCUGCGGUGUUCUUGGCUUUGCUUGGGUCCUCUUGUUGUUUGGUGAUACCGCGACGCCCGUUCUGGCGUCAUCCUUUCCUCGCUAUUAUUUUAUCUCCCUCUUGUCUUUCACCACACCGCCGUCCGACCACCCCUAACCUCCCCAUCGGACUCGCUCACUCUCGUUGGCUUGCAAUUCUGUUGCGGUAUAUAUAUCCAGCCCUCGUGGUUCCUAUUUGUUAGUAGUAACAACAUCUUCGGUGUAUUGGCUCUUGCGGUGUACGUUUUGUCAGUUAGAUUUUCGCCUGUGGAAUAUACAGCUUUCCCGCUGGACAUGGAGCUGCUCAG